Danio aesculapii is the source of this 2079-nucleotide messenger RNA. Its product is annotated as retinal Mueller cells isomerohydrolase. The coding region runs from base 122 to 1588 and encodes 488 amino acids. Gene Ontology annotation, biological process: retinal metabolic process; zeaxanthin biosynthetic process. Gene Ontology annotation, molecular function: retinol isomerase activity; beta-carotene 15,15'-dioxygenase activity; all-trans-retinyl-ester hydrolase, 11-cis retinol forming activity. The record is from RefSeq and is a predicted model, not a curated record. Lineage: Eukaryota; Metazoa; Chordata; Actinopteri; Cypriniformes; Danionidae. The transcript is spliced from 13 exons.
CCUUGAACACCCAGCCGGUGGAUAUAAGAAAGUCUUUGAGUCUUGUGAAGAGUUAGCAGAACCCAUUCCUGCUCAUGUCUCAGGUGAAAUUCCAGCAUGGCUGUCUGGCAGUUUGCUCCGUAUGGGCCCUGGGCUCUUUGAGGUUGGAGAUGAACCAUUUCAUCAUCUUUUUGAUGGCCAGGCUCUCAUUCACAAGUUUGACCUAAAGGAUGGACGUGUUGUUUAUAAUCGCAGGUUUAUCAGAACUGAUGCUUAUGUGAGAGCCAUGACUGAGAAGAGAGUUGUGAUCACAGAGUUUGGCACCACUGCAUAUCCCGAUCCAUGCAAAAACAUAUUUUCCAGAUUUUUCACUUACUUUCAAGGAAUUGAGGUGACAGACAAUUGCCUUGUGAACAUUUACCCCAUUGGUGAAGACUUCUAUGCCUGCACUGAAACCAACUAUAUAACCAAAGUCGAUCCUGAGACCCUGGAAACAGUUAAAAAGGUGGACCUCUGCAAUUAUCUGUCAGUUAACGGUUUAACAGCACAUCCACACAUAGAAGCAGACGGUACUGUAUAUAACAUUGGAAACUGCUUUGGGAAGAACAUGUCGCUGGCCUACAACAUUGUCAAGAUCCCUCCACUACAAGAAGAUAAAUCCGAUCAGUUUGAGAAGUCAAAGAUUUUGGUCCAGUUUCCAAGCAGUGAGAGAUUUAAACCAUCCUACGUUCACAGCUUUGGCAUGACAGAGAACCACUUUGUGUUUGUUGAGACUCCGGUAAAGAUCAAUCUGCUGAAAUUUCUCACUUCCUGGAGCAUCAGAGGGUCAAAUUAUAUGGACUGCUUUGAAUCCAAUGACAAAAUGGGAACAUGGUUUCAUCUGGCAGCCAAGAAUCCCGGCAAAUACAUAGACCACAAAUUCAGAACAUCUGCCUUCAAUAUUUUUCACCACAUUAACUGUUUUGAAGACCAAGGCUUUAUUGUUGUUGACCUGUGCACAUGGAAGGGCCAUGAAUUUGUGUACAAGUAUCUAUAUUUGGCAAAUCUGAGGCAAAACUGGGAGGAAGUCAAAAAAGCAGCCAUGAGAGCUCCACAGCCGGAGGUGCGCAGAUACGUGCUUCCACUGGACAUCCACAGGGAAGAGCAAGGGGAGAACUUGGUUUCUCUUCCAUACACCACAGCCACUGCCGUCAUGUGCAGUGAUGGAACCGUUUGGCUCGAACCCGAGGUUCUUUUCUCUGGACCACGUCAGGCUUUUGAGUUUCCUCAGAUAAACUACAGCAAAUUCAAUGGGAAAAAUUACACCUUUGCCUAUGGACUCGGACUGAACCACUUUAUUCCAGACCGGAUUUGCAAGCUGAAUGUGAAAAGUAAAGAAACAUGGAUCUGGCAGGAGCCGGACGCCUAUCCUUCUGAACCACUGUUUGUACAAAGCCCUGAUGCUAAAGAUGAAGACGAUGGUGUUCUUUUGAGUAUUGUAGUGAAACCUGGAGUUUCUCAGAGGCCGGCGUUUCUCCUCAUCCUCAAAGCCACUGACCUGACUGAAAUAGCACGUGCGGAGGUUGACGUCCUCAUUCCUGUCACUCUCCACGGCAUCUACAAACCUUAGAGGAUCACAGUCGUGACGUUAUAUUUCAGUACUAUCAAAUAUGCUUUUUAUUUCAUACUUGUUUGAAAUGGGCCAGUUAUAUGAUCUGAUAUGCAUAUAGCGCUACAGUUUUUUGAUUAUGUAUUCAUAAAUGUGUUAUGUAUUCACUAAAACUGUUUCUUAACCACGUUCCUGGAGGACCACCACACUGCAUAUUUUGGAUGUCUACUUUGUCACACCCAUUACAGCUCUUUCAGUCUCUGCUAAUGAGCUGAUAAUCUGAAUCAGGUGUGUUUGGCUAAGGAGACAUGGAAAAUGUGCAGAACUGGUGGUCCUCCAGGAUCGUAGUUGAGAAACACUGCUCUAAAAGCAUCAAAACAUUUUUCCGUCAUGAACAAUCAUUUAUUAAAAAGUAAAAUUCUGUACGUACAAAUUAGUUUGGUUUACAUCAGCCGGAAAACAAAACAAUAAGCCACUGCUGCUAAUUAUAGGAAUAUUCAAAUGAACAUUUU